Messenger RNA from Tigriopus californicus, 1017 nucleotides. RefSeq lists its product as uncharacterized. The record is from RefSeq and is a predicted model, not a curated record. Lineage: Eukaryota; Metazoa; Arthropoda; Copepoda; Harpacticoida; Harpacticidae.
GCACAUACCCGCACGCAAAUGGUUCUAGAUUUCGUCUUGAAAGGGAACCAUGAAAAUUAGUUGGUUCCAAACCCUGGACGUGCAAACAAGACAUCACGGAGAAUGUUGGGCCUCGAUUUCCUCACUUUGCUUGUAUUAAUCUUGGAGAUAAAUGGACUGGAUGGAUCGUCACUGAAAUGCUUUGAGGAAAAUCCCUCGAGGUUCUCGGGAAGAAAAAUCUCCUACUGUGCCUAUUUCCCUGUUCAAAAUCCAAAGGUGUGUUAUAUGAAGACACCUUUGUCUGAAAUCGGUGAUGUGGAUCGAGGAUGCGACUUCUUGUCGAACCUGGGAGAUUUUGAUGCCGACGAUUUGAAUUCAAGUGGAGCUCCGCAAUGCUCCAAAGUGAGUUCCACUGAAGGCGACGGCCAAGAGCAUGAAGUGUGUAUUUGCAACAAUUCUCUAUGCAACUACAGCAACGGAGCGGAAAAACAAGAGCUUUUCGACGCUCGGCCAGCCUCCUCACCGGAUAAGGGAGCCACGCCCUUAAGAGAAAUACCUGACCCUCUCGUGACCACAAAAAAUCCUACCCAAAUCCCCACCACACCCUCGACUCCAUUUAUUGAAUCCUCGAGCACAACCCUUGAGCCUUUCCUGUUUGGCGCUGGCUUUCCUACCACUCGGUUGGGGAGGCGGGUCCAAUCCCCUUCUCCAGACCGAUCACGCCCACCCCCUUUGGUACGUCUUGCCACCACUAGGACUCCGCCCCCCUUGGUCACACCCCAUUUAAGUGCCUUACCCGAAGCAGAGGAAGGGGAGGGGGAAUUUGGUGGUCCUAAUUCGCUCUCUCUUCUUCGUUCCAAGGGCUGUUCCAAUUUUGUGCCCUUCACCAUCGUCCUUCAUGCCUUCCAUCAAAUGGGCCUACAAAUCACCUUCUAAAUCCGGAUUAUCGCAGCCAAACCAGCGACGAAUACUCGUGGGAAAGACCAAAACGAAUCUUCAUUAAACAUAUGGAAUAAAAGUAACUUUUUUUCUCGCUUA